GGGGAACUCUGUGGUCAGGGAACUGCUAGUCGAGCACAGCUGCGCAGUACGGUCAGAGCGUUGGAUCCCCAGCUCAAGGCCCCUCAGCCCCCUGCCCAAGAUGAUUCCAGCAGUGGUCUUGCUCUUACUCCUGUUGGUUGAACAAGCAGCGGCCCUAGGAGAGCCUCAGCUCUGCUAUAUUCUGGAUGCCAUCCUGUUUUUGUAUGGUAUUGUCCUUACCCUGCUCUACUGUCGACUCAAGGUUCAGGUGCGAAAGGCAGCUAUAGCCAGCUGUGAGAAGUCAGAUGGCAUUUACACGGGCCUGAGCACCCGGACCCAGGAGACUUACGAGACUCUGAAGCAUGAGAAACCACCCCAGUAGCCUUAGAACAAAUGUCCUGAUCACAUCCUUCUUCGGUUUCUGGGUCUCCUCCCAACCCUCAUGGUUGGUAUCACAUGUGCCUCUAUUCUAUUAAUGCCAGCUGACCUUAUCCCUACAAUGGUGACAGGCUCCAAAUUAAUAUACACAAGCUGUUCCUCCUCCCAUAAAGACUUACGCCCAAAUGCUAUUCCCUGAUGUUUAUUUUCUCAUCUCACUCACUUGCCCCAAGUUUUUUUCCCUUCCCUAUCCCCAGACUCCCACUAAACAAUGGAAAGGAAAUACCCCCAAUAAAGCUGCCAUAGACUAGACUAUAUUCAUUUGU
This is a messenger RNA of Castor canadensis (American beaver), 683 nucleotides long. It is a transcript of the gene Fcer1g, whose product is annotated as Fc epsilon receptor Ig. Gene Ontology annotation, molecular function: IgE receptor activity; IgG binding. The record is from RefSeq and is a predicted model, not a curated record. Gene Ontology annotation, biological process: T cell differentiation involved in immune response; positive regulation of phagocytosis; innate immune response. Lineage: Eukaryota; Metazoa; Chordata; Mammalia; Rodentia; Castoridae. Gene Ontology annotation, cellular component: membrane; Fc-epsilon receptor I complex; external side of plasma membrane.